AUGCCCUUAGAGAACGGAGAGGUUCUUUCGCGGUCUAUUCAGCAAGUCGCCAAGGCCUGCAGUGAUGCGCAGAGCUCCAUGAAAGAGCUGGGGACGGGUCGGGACGCCAUCGCCCGUGACAGGCUCCAUCGCAUCCGGCUUCUUGUGGAGCAGUGCAGUAUUCGUGUAGAGGCCAUUCUCAGUGAUACAGAACCUUCUCUCGAGGCGUUGAAGCAGCAGUACAUGCAAAACAAGGCGGCCUUUGAGUUCAUCAAUGCCGAAGCCACGCGUCGGGAGCGGCAGAUCUUUCUGCAGACGGAUCUGGACAGCAUGCAGAAAGGAGACCUCGAUGCUGUGGAGUCGCAGGUGACGUUUUGUGAAGUGCGACCCCUCGACAUGUCGGAGUUCCACACAGAGGAGGCGAUUCAGCGCGAGAAGCUACAGAAUGUGCGCGAGAUCGAGUCCGAUGUGUUGGACCUCAAGGCAACGUACCAGGAGUUUCACUCACUCGUGCAUCAACAGCAGGAGAACCUAGAUCGCAUGACGAACAAUGUGACGGAGUCCCACUCUCUCAUUGAGCGCGGACACGAUCAGAUCCAAGACGCCUCGAGCCGGCAGCGAUCGUUUCGUAAACUUGGCUGCAUUAGCGGCACUGUGGUCACCGUCAUUGUGGUCAUCAUUAUUGUAGUUGUAGCGCUCACAUGGUGA
Molecule: messenger RNA, 687 nt
Organism: Leishmania braziliensis MHOM/BR/75/M2904
Lineage: Eukaryota; Euglenozoa; Kinetoplastea; Trypanosomatida; Trypanosomatidae
Product: QA-SNARE protein putative
Exons: 1
Coding region: 1-687 (228 amino acids)
Biological process (GO): vesicle fusion; exocytosis; intracellular protein transport
Cellular component (GO): SNARE complex; plasma membrane; endomembrane system
Molecular function (GO): SNAP receptor activity; SNARE binding
Source: RefSeq, a predicted model, not a curated record